Ziziphus jujuba (common jujube) is the source of this 2362-nucleotide messenger RNA. RefSeq lists its product as uncharacterized. The transcript has 4 exons. Lineage: Eukaryota; Viridiplantae; Streptophyta; Magnoliopsida; Rosales; Rhamnaceae. Bases 416 to 2239 code for a protein of 607 amino acids. The record is from RefSeq and is a predicted model, not a curated record.
AAUCAUUACGAAACGACGCGACGUCACUUAGCGAAGAUAUGACCGUUGCCUUAACGUUCGAAAAUUCUAAAUUUUGAAAAUGUUUUUGCCUUUUUACCCUCUCUCUCUUUCUCUCUCUCUCUCAGUACUGACCGUUGCCAACGGACGCUUCAACAAAGAAACCCCACUCUUAUCUUUUAACUCUCACCCUCUUCUUCGCUUUUUCCCCAAACCAUGAAAACCCAGGGAAACUGAGUUGGAAAAAAAAUUAUCAAAACCGUUUUGAUGUAGUUUUUCCUGGCCUCGAAUCUUGGUAGAUUCUGGGUCUUCCUCUGUAUUUUAUAAAAAUAUUCUGUCUGGGAAUUCAAUUUUUUUCUGGGAAUUUGACCUUUAAUUUUUGUGUCAUUCUUGAAUCUUGAAAGGUUUGGUGCUAAAAAUGGCUACUUUGGCACCGGGAAUUCUGUUGAAGCUUCUAAACGGAAUGAAUACAGGGGUGAAGGCGACCAGCGAGCACCGGAGCUCGCUUUUGCAGGUGACGGAUAUUGUUCCGGCCGACCUAGACGAGAAGAAUCUGUGGCCCAAACACGGGUUCUACAUAAAAGUCUCGGAUUCUUCGCACUCGAUUUAUGUCAGUCUUCCUACAGAACAAGAUGAUUUCGUCCUCAGCAACAAAAUGCAGCUUGGACAGUUUAUCUACGUUGAUAGAUUGGAGCCUGGUGACCCGGUUCCGGUCGUUAAAGGCGCGAAACCACUUCCCGGUCGUCACCCGUUGGUGGGCACACCGGAACCGUUGAUGGGUCUUAGAGAGAAGGGAGAGAAAAAUGAGCGAAUGUCCAAUUCAAAGGCCUCUUCUCAUAGAAGAGGUUCUUGGGGGACAGGCCUAAUCGGGGGUGAUGGGGUUUCAUCUCCUUUGGUUUUGAAGCCGGUUCCUUUGGAUUUUGAUCAGUGUACGCCAGUUAAAGAGCGCGCCGCUAGCUCGGUUAGGACCAUUACGGGUCUCUCAAUGUCUCCGAUGAUCAGAGGGAGAAAGGAUGGAACUCCCGGUACCGGAGUUCGGAGUUCGUUUGGUGGUGGACUUUUGGCUAAGAUGGUGGAGACAAAAGGAGAAAGUCCUGCAGCGUUAAGAAAGAGCUGUGCUGUCCCUUCCGCGUUGAAGUUUCCCAGGAGCAAGAGUGUCUGCGAGAGAGAGCCAAAAAUCUCAAUUAGUCCCUUCAACUCAGCUGAAAAGAAAAGCUCAACUCCACCACCAAGGUUAAGGAAUCCAAAAGUUGCAACUUCACUCAACAUGGCUGGGGAUGCUCAGGAUUCCUCCAACUCAAAAACGACUGAACCACAACCUCAGUCUGCUAAUUCAUCUGCUGAUAACAGCACCAGCCUCCACAUGAAUUUACCUGGGAAAUUAAGCAUUCUUGGCAAGGAAGCUGUACAGCAGAGAGAAACAGCUCAGAAAAUUGCCCUUCAAGCACUAAGAGAUGCUUCAGCAACAGAGGCAUUAGUCAGAUCUCUCAAGCUGUUUUCCAACUUGACCAAAACAGCAAGAGGAGAUUCCCCAGCAGCCUGCUUUGAUCGGUUUCUGGAAUUCCAUCACCAAAUUGUCCAAGCAGUGACUGAUAUGGUCUCAAUUCAAGCAGCUACUUUAGCCACUGAUGUGCCUCAAAACCCGAAUGCCAAACGAAAAGAUGCAGAUGAUGAUUCUUCUGUUCUGAACGAAAUUACACACAACGCUUCCAACCCAGAAUUGAAUUCAUCAAAAAGGUCUGCAUUGUAUAAAUCAGUUGCAGUCAUUCCUGAAAGAGGUGAACUGAAGACAAAUAUUGGAAAAUUGCUGAGAACAAGUAGUAGUAGUAGUAGUAAUAACAACAACAAGGUAUCGUCGUCGGAAAGGAAAGCAAUUUCCACCACCUCAGUUGGAAAACUGGCACUAGAAAGUAUUGGUGAGAAUGAUGAAAACAAGAAACCAGGAGGAGGAGGAGGAGGAGGACGAGGGAGUUGCAGUUUAAGCACUACGAUCAAAUUGGGUAAACAGAUUGAAACAGAAGCUGGAAACUGGUUUAUGGAGUUCUUAGAGAAAGCUUUGGAGACAGGAAUGAAGAAACAGAAAGGGAUGGCAGAUGGGGAAGCUAAGAAAGUUCCUCAGUCUCUUAUACUGAAAGUUAUUAACUGGGUUGAGGUAGAACAGUGUGAUAGUAGUAAGCGACCAGUACAUCCUAAAGCAGCACAAAUAGCUCGGAAGUUGAGGAUCAAAAUGAAGAAUCCAUAAAAAAAAAAAAAAAAAAAAGGGGUUAAGAAUAAUUUGAUUCUACAUUAGAUUAAUCGUAUCCCACUUGUUGAUGAUAUUGAUGAUCAUUUGUAACGCUACUUAGUAGAUUUCUGGCUUGGUUUG